GAUAGUUUCGAAGAAGAAAGGAGUCUGCUCUGCUUUGAAGUGCAUAGUUCUAAGCUCAUGGCUGGCAGUCCAGUGCCCCCUAGGAAGAAAGUGGUUGAAGAGACACGGCUGGUGUUGGAAGCAUUCUUGCAAGGAGCAUUAAAUAGAGGAGAGGAUGGGGCUCCAGGUCAUGUGGGCCGUGGCUACCACGACCCCCAAAGUUACAUGUCCAGGUCCCCUGUGGAAUAUUUUCCGGAGUGUCCUGCCUGCAGCCCUGCCCAUGAGGGAAGUAACUGUGUGGAAGGGAAAAAACAUAGCUUCCGCACUAGCAUCAAACACCUAUUGCAGAAGCGGUCCAGUUCUCGAGGGCCCUCAGACAAUCUGCCCUCGCCUGGAGACUCAUUAAAGAAAUCUAAGGCAGGAUCUGAGGGGACCCAUCGCAAGCGCCAUUUCUCCUUCAAGGGCCUCUUGAAGAAGAAGACUGCGACUGUUUCAGCAGAGAUAACUGACCCCAAUGCUCUCCCCAGGCGGCCUGACUCUUUGCCUCUCGUCACCUGCUAUUGUAAAAAGCAGGCAGCUGAACCAGAAGAGGCCCAAACAACAGGCAAUGGUGAAGCUGAGGGUGCUGAGUUUUAUACUUUGGUGGCUCAGAAACUAGAUUACUUGGUGAAACACCAACAACGGGUCAGCCCUACAGCUGCAAAAAGCUCAGUUUCUCCCAAAGAUCCAAAGAUUACAAUUCCCAUAGACACAAUCUCUGGCAAUUCAGUUGCCUUGGAAAAAGGGCCAGAACAAUUGGAUGAGAAAGAGAAAGAACAAAUCCUUCAGAGGUUGGUUGCCCUUCUGGAAGAGCAGGCUGCUAUCUUCAAUAAAAAGAUUGAAGCUGACCCACUGCUACGUAACACUAUCUCCCGCCUCUCCUACCGCAGCUUUACUCACCUGGCUGAAGCCUUCACAUCACGUACCCCAACUGGGGUUUCUAGCCCUCAGCUAGCCAAGCUAGCCCUUACCAUGGAACUCACAAGGAAAGUGGCCGGCAUUAACAGCCACGCAGUACAUACCCUCAUGGGCUAUAGUUUGCAAUAUAUGGAUAUGUUCAUACCUUGGUUGCAGCAGCAAGGUGGCUGGGAGAACAUUGUAGCCCAGGAGGAGAUAUUUGACUUGCAACUUGACUAAACAAACCCUUGUGCACCAGUGGCAAUGCUCUUAUGAUGAAUCAUGUUUGCAAAAGACUGAGUGCUGGGUUGAACUGCUAGCACUUAAAGGCCUUUGUGACUUUCCACCUAGGCUAAAUCUAAAGGGACUUUUUUUUAGUAGCCAUGAUUGGAGCUAAUUCUGAGAUAUUAAGAAUUAGCAGAAACCAACUCUAAUCUUCGGUGCUCGGAGUGAAUUGCAAAAUUUGAUCACAGUAUGCCAAAUUGUGUUGUCAAGUGUUCCUGCAGAAGUAUGAAGUAGUUGCUUCCUCUAAAACCUGCCAGUUGUCAAAAAUAUUUCUGAAAGGGCGUUCUUCAGAGAUACCUGCCAUCAAAGGCAAGAAAAGUCAUGCCCUUGGUGAGAACCUCUGUUCUUCAAGCCCUGAGCAACACUUGAUUUUUUUUUCCACCCAAGAUGAACUUUUCUUUCCUCAGAUUUUAUACUUGAGAUUAAAUAGAUAACACUCAAAUCUUAUUUUAUUCCUAUUUUCCAAUGGAUAGAUGAAAUUUUCAGAUGUGAUAUUGUCAAUAUUUAUUGUCUAUGCCUUUGUUCUGAAUUUUUUGUUCUGAAUUACUCUGAGAAAUGUUGGAGGUUUUGAACAAUAAUUCCCGACUUGCAGGAAAUUAAUUUCAGUGGGACUAUGAUUUGUGUAAAUAUGGGGAGAAAACAAACUUAAUAUCAAACUCAGGGAUAUGGGAGUGUGUUUGUUUAACAGCAAUGACUUCCCUGAAGCACUG
This is a messenger RNA of Protobothrops mucrosquamatus (brown spotted pit viper), 1910 nucleotides long. RefSeq names its product BCL2 like 12 (gene BCL2L12). The coding region runs from base 58 to 1155 and encodes 365 amino acids. The record is from RefSeq and is a predicted model, not a curated record. The transcript is spliced from 6 exons. Gene Ontology annotation, biological process: regulation of apoptotic process. NCBI's taxonomy places the organism in Eukaryota, Metazoa, Chordata, Lepidosauria, Squamata, Viperidae.